Molecule: messenger RNA, 1119 nt
Organism: Fibroporia radiculosa
Lineage: Eukaryota; Fungi; Basidiomycota; Agaricomycetes; Polyporales; Fibroporiaceae
Exons: 6
Coding region: 1-1119 (372 amino acids)
Source: RefSeq, a predicted model, not a curated record
AUGUGGACAUGGCUUCUGCACCACUUCCAUAACCCAAUACAGCUCUCGUUUGAGGAGAAAAUUUUGUCCAAUCUGCAGACAGCCAUUCGUCAACGAGGAUUUGCAUCCAACCAGCCCCAUGACGAGUCCCAACGAGAACUGUACCCCGAAUCUGUUCUCAGGCACGCGGAGCAUGCAAGCGAAAGGAUUAAGAUUUUAAGUCCUAAGUCUAGCGCAGAAAAUUUGCGAAGUGCGGGGCAUGCGAUCCAGCAAGUAGUCGAUGGUCUGCACCGAGAGCCAUGUGCCCUUGAGACUUUAUUAGUCUCAGUUGCGGAAUUCUUUCAGCGAGUCGCGCCCGUGUUUGCGUCUGCCAUCAUACAAAGGGAAGAGAUCGUGACUGUACGACGCGGGCUGAAUCAGUUGCGUGAAAUUAACCAGCACUUACGCGAGGAUGGAGAAAAGACAGAACGUCUGAUGCAGCGUGCACUGGAGGCAGCAGAUCAAGCUAGAAAAGAGGUGGUCAGUCUCAGAGAGCGAAAUGAUCAGCUUAAGCAACACAUUGAGACAUCGAAGAAGGAAUUCCUGACGCAAGUUUCCGAGAAAUCGAAGGAAGCGGAUGGACUGCGGAGCAUGAUGAUUGCACAUAAGGAUAAGGCAGUCAGACAAAAGGCGAAAAUCGCCGAAUUGAGGCAGCAAGUCGCAGUAAAUAUAACCACGAUCAAUGAUCUCACACGGCUAGCUGUCAAGCCCUCGGUAUCAUCUCAAUCUCCACAUUGGACUGGUCAUAGUAGGCGAGCUUCUGGACAGGAGGAUCUUAAGGCUUCGAUCUUUGAACCUGACGACACAUAUGAAUUUGGAAAUUCAGAAGCGAAUACUCACUCUACUUCCGAUUAUUUGGAGUCUGGGCCAUCUACGCAACAACCUGCACUCCUCCCUUCGCCAUCUAGUCGUUCAUCUCCCAAAAUUGUAACGCCGCAAAAGAUGUUUCAAAGCGAUUGGAAUUUCAGACAGUAUGACAACAAGAAGCGCAAACGGAUGUCAUCGGAAGACCGUUCGAAAGUGGGUCCGAUCGCCCUUGAUAGCAAUGGUCGGGUCAAAGGGACAGUGCAGUUGGGCCCUAGGCAGAAGCAUCGGCUUUGA